This is a messenger RNA of Vicia faba (fava bean), 639 nucleotides long. NCBI's taxonomy places the organism in Eukaryota, Viridiplantae, Streptophyta, Magnoliopsida, Fabales, Fabaceae. The record is from the annotation of a GenBank genome assembly.
AUGGCAGAAAUUCAACCCCAUGCAGCUUCAUUACCUCGUAGUGAAUCGAAAAUAUACAACAUGGAUGUUGAAAACAAAGGAGAAGAAGAAAAGAAUGAUGAAAAAGACUAUACUCAAAGAGCACAAUGGCUUAGAGCAGCUGUAUUAGGUGCUAAUGAUGGUUUACUCUCAACAGCCUCCUUAAUGAUGGGUAUUGGAGCUGUUAACAAAGAUGUUAAGACAAUGAUUCUAACAGGAAUUGUUGGUCUUGUUGCUGGUGCAUGUAGCAUGGCAAUCGGUGAAUUUGUUUCUGUUUUUUCACAAUAUGAUAUUGAGUUUUCUCAAAUGAAAAGACAAGGAAACACUUCUCAGAAAGAUAAAUUACCUAACCCUUAUUACGCGGCUUUCGCUUCCGCCGUUGCAUUUGCGGUCGGCGCGUUGGUGCCGCUGCUCGGCGCGGCGUUUGUGAAAGAUUAUAAGGUUAGGUUGGGAGUUGUGGUUGGUGUUGUGAGUGUUGCUUUGUUUGGUUUUGGAUUGUUGAGUGGUUUUCUUGGGAAAGCACCUUUGGUUAAGUCUUCUUUUAGGGUUUUGAUUGGUGGAUGGCUUGCUAUGUCUCUUACUUUUGGUUUAACUAAGCUUGUAAACCAUGUUGGAGUUUGA